This is a messenger RNA of Paecilomyces variotii, 1104 nucleotides long. Its product is annotated as protein disulfide-isomerase tigA precursor. Bases 1 to 1104 code for a protein of 367 amino acids. NCBI's taxonomy places the organism in Eukaryota, Fungi, Ascomycota, Eurotiomycetes, Eurotiales, Thermoascaceae. Gene Ontology annotation, molecular function: protein disulfide isomerase activity. Gene Ontology annotation, cellular component: endoplasmic reticulum. The record is from RefSeq and is a predicted model, not a curated record. The transcript has 2 exons. Gene Ontology annotation, biological process: protein folding.
AUGGCUCGCCUGAGCUUCUUGUUCGUGAGCUGCUUGGCUCUGCUCACGAACCUGGUCAGCGCUGAGUCUGCUGUUCUCGACCUGAUCCCAAGCAACUUUGACAAGGUCGUCUUGAAGUCUGGCAAGCCUGCGCUGGUCGAAUUCUUUGCCCCUUGGUGUGGUCACUGCCGUAACCUUGCCCCGGUUUACGAGGAGCUCGCGCAGGCAUUCCAGUACGCGGAGGACAAGCUUGUCAUUGGUAAGGUUGACGCAGAUGAGCACAAGUCUCUCGGCAAGAAGUAUGGCAUCCAGGGAUUCCCCACGAUCAAGUUCUUCGAUGGAAAGAGCGACAAGCCCCAGGAAUACAAUGGUGGACGUGACCUGGAGAGCCUGUCGGCCUUCAUCACGGAGAAGACUGGCAUCAAGCCCCGUCUGCCUAAGAAGGAGCCCAGCAAGGUCGAGAUGCUGACGGACUCUUCGUUCAAGUCUGAGAUUGGAGGAGACAAGAACUUCCUCGUCGCGUUUACUGCCCCUUGGUGUGGACACUGCAAGAACCUCGCCCCCAUCUGGGAGAAGGUCGCCAAUGACUUUGCCCUCGAGCCGGAAGUUGUGAUCGCCAAGGUUGACGCCGAAGCCGAGAACGCGAAGGCUACGGCCAAGGAGCAGGGUGUCACGGGUUAUCCCACAAUCAAGUUCUUCCCCAAGGGCUCCAAGGAGCCUAUCAUCUACGAGGGUGCUCGCUCUGAGGAGGCUUUCGUUGAAUGGCUCAACGAGAAGACCGGCACCCACCGCACCGUCGGUGGUGGCCUCGAUGACAAGGCUGGCACCAUCCCCGCUCUCGACAGCGUCGUUUCGCAGUAUGCUCCCGCUCACAACUUCAACAAGCUGGUUGAUGAGAUCAAGAAGGCCUCCAAGAGCGUUCAGGAGAAGUACGCUCAGUACUACAUCCGAGUUACUGAGAAGCUCAGCGAGAGCGAUGUCUACGCUACCAAGGAGUACAACCGUCUGAAGAAGAUCCUGCAGAAGGGUGGCCUUGCUCCCGAAAAGGUCGAUGACAUUGUCGCCAGAAGCAACAUUCUCCGCCAGUUCCUCAGCAUCGACAAGCAGGAGAAGGACGAGUUGUAG